Meloidogyne enterolobii is the source of this 450-nucleotide messenger RNA. NCBI's taxonomy places the organism in Eukaryota, Metazoa, Nematoda, Chromadorea, Rhabditida, Meloidogynidae. The record is from the annotation of a GenBank genome assembly.
AUGUUAAUUUGGAAUAAUAAAAUAUUAAUUAAAUUAUUAUUUUUAAUAAAUUUAAUAAAAGGAUUACCUCAAAAUUUGGAUCCUUUUUUAGAAAAAUUAUUUGAAACACCUGAAUGUGAAGUAUUUAUUUCUGACAGCUCUUUUUUGGCUGUUUCAACAAUUGAAUGUCAUCCUUUUAAAUGUAAUUUCCCCUACCAACUUUGUAUGCGUCCAUCUAACCAAUAUCAAAAUGAAGCUGCAAAUAAUUGUCGAGAAUUGCCAGAAAAAUGUUUAAUUGCAGCAAAUGAAGGAAAACCUUUAGAAACACCAAAAACACCACCAACAACAAUAAAACAAUUAAACAUUACUUCUUCUUCUUCAACAACCCUUCCAAUCCCCCAACCUAAUAUUAAUCAACAAAUAACUUCAAUAAAACCACCCCAAAUCCAAAUCCCCCCAAAAGGCAAGUAA